This is a messenger RNA of Suncus etruscus (white-toothed pygmy shrew), 930 nucleotides long. Its product is annotated as olfactory receptor 4P4. Bases 1 to 930 code for a protein of 309 amino acids. The record is from RefSeq and is a predicted model, not a curated record. Lineage: Eukaryota; Metazoa; Chordata; Mammalia; Eulipotyphla; Soricidae. Gene Ontology annotation, biological process: G protein-coupled receptor signaling pathway. The transcript has a single exon. Gene Ontology annotation, cellular component: membrane. Gene Ontology annotation, molecular function: olfactory receptor activity; G protein-coupled receptor activity.
AUGGACAUGAGCAAUAAUGUGACUGUCUUUAUUCUCUUGGGUCUUUCUCAGAACAAAAAUAUUGAACUUAGCUGCUUUGUGUUAUUUUUAUUCUGCUACAUUUGUAUUUGGAUCGGAAACUUGCUCAUCAUGAUUUCUGUCACAUGCAGUCAGUUGAUUCAACAACCCAUGUAUUUCUUCCUUAAUUACCUCUCACUGUCUGAUCUUUGCUAUACUUCCACUGUGACACCUAAACUAAUAAGGGAUUUACUGGCAGAAAGGAAGACCAUUUCCUAUAGAAACUGCAUGACACAGCUCUUUACCACACAUUUCUUUGGAGGCAUUGAGAUCUUCAUUCUCACGGGGAUGGCUUAUGACCGCUAUGUGGCCAUCUGUAAACCCCUGCAUUACACAGUGAUCAUGAGCAGACAGAGAUGCAAUCUAAUCAUCAUGGCCUGCUGCACUGGGGGAUUUAUACACUCAGCCAGCCAGUUUCUUCUCACCAUUUUUUUACCAUUCUGUGGCCCCAAUGAGCUGGAUCACUACUUCUGUGAUGUGUAUCCUUUGCUAAAAUUGGCCUGUUCCAACACUCAUAUCACUGGUCUCUUAGUGAUUGCUAACUCAGGCCUAAUUGCUUUGGUUACUUUUGUUGUCUUGUUGUUGUCUUAUUUUUUUAUAUUGUACAACAUCAGGGGAUAUUCUGUGGAGAGCCGCAGAAAAGCUCUUUCUACUUGCAGUUCUCAUAUAACUGUUGUAGUACUAUUUUUUGCACCUGCCUUGUUCAUUUACAUUCGUCCAGCUACAACUUUCCCAGAAGAUAAAGUGUUUGCUCUGUUUUAUACUAUCAUUGCUCCCAUGUUCAACCCUCUUAUCUAUACGUUGAGGAACACUGAGAUGAAGAGUGCCAUGAGGAAAGUAUGGUGUCACUAUACACUCUUGGGGAAAAAAUGA